AUGAACAAGAGGAACAAACCCAUAUUCGCCGGUGGUUCUUCUAAGCAAUGGAAAGACACAAGCGAAACUGAAGACACUGCAAGCAGCAAACCCAAGGAAGAAGAAAUCGAAGAGAUUGAAUUGGGAAACAUUGAAAUAAUGCAGGAUAUUCUUUCUUACAGAAAUCGGAAAGGAGUGUGGCCAUGGGAAAGCCCACAUGAUUUGCAAACAUUUUGCUUUCCUUAUAUUCAUGUGGGCAUUGGGAACGAAGGUGGGUGGUUAAAGAAAAUUGAAGAGAUGAAGAACAAAUUCAACGAUGAGAGUGCUCCAAUGGAGCAUGUUGAUAAGAAGGAAUUCAAAUUGUGGAAGAAGAUUUGGGGGAAUUAA
This is a messenger RNA of Lactuca saligna, 366 nucleotides long. Lineage: Eukaryota; Viridiplantae; Streptophyta; Magnoliopsida; Asterales; Asteraceae. The record is from the annotation of a GenBank genome assembly.